UUAGGAAGCCAAGUUACGCAGAAGCUAAGCAGGCAGAGCUGGAGUCUGGCUAUGCCAAUGAGCCUGCUAAUACUACUGCUCCUGCUGCUGGGAGGCCUGCCCAGCCACAGCCAGGAUGCUGCUACAGCCCUCUCCAUCAUGACAGAGGACAAGAAUUUCCCUCACCUGGGGGAGAGCUCGCAGCCACCCCCCAGAGCCUGCCCCCCUCGAUGCUCCUGCCCCCGGGAUGACACUGUGUCCUGCGAUGGCCUUGACCUUCGGCUCUUCCCCAGUAAUAUCACCAAGGGUGCCCAGCAUCUCUCACUACAGAAUAACCAGCUCCUGGAGAUUCCUUACAAUGAGCUCUCCCGCCUUUGCUACCUUCGGACUCUCAACCUUCACAAUAACCAACUGUCCUCAGAUGGCCUCCCCGAUGAAGCCUUCGAGUCCCUGCCUGAUCUUCAGUACAUUUAUCUGGCCAACAACCAGCUUACUGUGGCACCCCAGUUUCUGCCCCGCUCCCUUCGCAUUGCUGACCUUGCUGCCAACCAGUUGAUGGAGAUCUACCCACUUACCUUUGGGGAGAAGCCUGAGCUCAGGUCCGUGUAUCUUCAUGACAACCAGCUGACCAACAUGGGGCUCCCCUUCGAUGCCUUCCAUGGCUCUGAGGCCAUCACCACCCUCAUCCUCUCCAACAACCAGCUAAGCUACCUCCCACCCAGCUUGCCCUCUUCACUAGUUCGACUCCACCUGCAGAAUAACCAAAUUGCCAAGGUGCCCCGGGGGGCCCUGGGUCGACACUUUCAGCUACGGGAGCUCUAUCUACAGCACAAUCGGCUAUCUGAUGCUGGCCUUGAUGCUACCACCUUCAGUCUCCAAUCCAGGAUCUUCUUGGCCCUCAGCAAACUCAAGAGCCUGGAGUACUUAGACCUGUCCAACAACAGGUUGGGUGAGGUGCCAAAGGGCCUACCACCGAGCCUGGUCAUCCUGCACCUGGGCAGGAACCAGAUUUGCCAUGUGCCAGCGGGACGGCUGAGCGGGGCCAGGGGGUUGCAGUAUCUCUUACUGCAGAACAACCCACUGGGGCCUGGAGGACUGGAUCUGGCUGCCUUUCAGGGUCUUCGGGGCCUGCAUACACUGCACCUUUAUGCCAAUGGGUUGGAACAGGUGCCGCGGGGACUGCCCCGCCGCCUCAGUGCGCUGAUGUUGCCCCACAACCACAUCAGUGAGCUGGGCCCUCGAGCCUUGGCGGCCACACCCUCUCUGGUUGACCUCAACCUGGCCCACAAUCGACUCACCAGUGCACACCUCCACCACCUCGCUUUCCGCCACCUGGGGCAUCUUCGGACCCUUGACCUGGCAGGAAACCAUCUUACACUGCUGCCUCAGGGCCUGCCUGGCAGCCUCCAGGUGCUCAGGCUGCCCAGGAAUCAGGUCAACAGCCUGGAUCCUGAGCCCAUGACCAAUUUAAGCAUGCUCCAAGAGUUACACCUAGGACACAACAGGCUCCGUGUGGGUUCUAUCAUGCCCGGAACCUGGCAGGAAGUCCCCAGCCUCAAGCUCUUAGAUCUCAGCCACAAUGAGCUGUCUUUUGUGCCUCCUGAUCUUCCUGAGGCUCUGGAAUUCCUGUACCUUCAAGGGAACCGCAUCAGCAGUGUGGGUGCCCAAGCCUUUCUCACAACACCCCACCUACGGGCACUUGUCCUCAGAUCCAACCAGCUGCUGAUGACCAGCAUCUCCCCUGAGGCCUUUGUGAACUUACUGCAUUUAGAGGUGGUGGAUACAUCAGGAAACCCUGAGCCAGUCAUCAUCAGGCUGCCUGGACGGCCCAAACGGCCUCAGGCCCACUGAACCAAGCUGACCAUCCUAUCGUCUAGCAGGAACACCCAGAGCUACUGUGCAUACCUUCUCUGGUCACUCAGCUGCCUUUCUCUCUGAGGAUGCUUUCAGGGCACUCAGUGGCCAAUGCUUGCUAUCUCUGCAAGAGCCAGUUAGCAUGGUGGGUGGGAAUGGGGGCCAGGCACCAAGCUGGCUUUGGAGGACACAAGGCCCUUUUCCACUUUCUGGAUGGGUAGAUUUUACUGAUGGAGACCUUUGCCUGGGAUCUUCAGGGGCAAGGAAUUAUAAGGACUAGCAAACUCCUAGUAGUGACUGAUAAGGGUCGGGGGUAUCUAAUCCACCUGAUUGAAAGACCACCUACCCCCUUGUGGUCCACAUGCCACCACAUACCCCUACCCUCAAGCAGACACUCAGUGACACGACCCUUUCUUCUAUUUGGAUAUCUGAGUCACAACUGAGGUGCUAUUCCUCAGUGUUCCCUGUCCACAUUAAGCUUCCCCUAAGUGCUUAGCAUGGAGGGAAAUUCUCGAGUGGACCAGGAAGCCUUAUGGUUAGGUGAGAGG
Molecule: messenger RNA, 2381 nt
Organism: Trichosurus vulpecula (common brushtail)
Lineage: Eukaryota; Metazoa; Chordata; Mammalia; Diprotodontia; Phalangeridae
Gene: PODNL1
Product: podocan like 1
Exons: 10
Coding region: 52-1830 (592 amino acids)
Molecular function (GO): protein binding
Source: RefSeq, a predicted model, not a curated record